AUGCCUGGAUGGAAGUCGAUGGAGCAAUUCGAAGUGUACUGGACCUCAGAUAUUGGGUUGCCAGAACAUAUAGAAAUGUGUUUUCCCAUCGGUAUAGGAGGUUUUCGUCCUUUCUUCCCUGUGCGAAAUGUCAAAUAUAGAGGCCCGUCACCCUAUCGCCGAGAAUUUUGCUCUAUUCACCCAGAUUAUCAAUUCAUUCAAACACAAUUGGACAUCUGGGAGGAGAUUCAUGUUCAGGAAUGUAAACAAUCAAUGACUGGCAAGCAUACUCUAAGGGUCAUUGACUGCAAGUCCCGCCAGCUUACGACAGUAAAGCCUGGCGAACCAUACAUAUGCUUGAGCUACAUGUGGGGUAGCGGCACUACGCAGGAUGUGAGGGAACUUGGGAACGAACUGCCAGCGGGUGUCCCCAAAGCAGUAGAAGACGCCAUGGCUAUAGCGAUUAACCUGGGCAUACCAUAUCUAUGGGUAGAUCGGUACUGCAUCGAUCAAGGAAAUCCCCAAGAGAAGCACCGUCUCGUCAAAAACAUGAACAGAAUUUAUGAACAAGCAGAGGUUACAAUCAUAGCUGCCAUCGGAGACGACCCCCAUCAUGGCCUUGCAGGAGUUUGA
Messenger RNA from Bipolaris sorokiniana ND90Pr, 612 nucleotides. RefSeq lists its product as uncharacterized. The record is from RefSeq and is a predicted model, not a curated record. The transcript has a single exon. Lineage: Eukaryota; Fungi; Ascomycota; Dothideomycetes; Pleosporales; Pleosporaceae. Bases 1 to 612 code for a protein of 203 amino acids.